Messenger RNA from Pangasianodon hypophthalmus (striped catfish), 2475 nucleotides. It is a transcript of the gene ccng2, whose product is annotated as cyclin G2. The transcript has 8 exons. The record is from RefSeq and is a predicted model, not a curated record. Gene Ontology annotation, cellular component: nucleus; cyclin-dependent protein kinase holoenzyme complex; cytoplasm. Gene Ontology annotation, biological process: mitotic cell cycle phase transition; regulation of cyclin-dependent protein serine/threonine kinase activity. NCBI's taxonomy places the organism in Eukaryota, Metazoa, Chordata, Actinopteri, Siluriformes, Pangasiidae. The coding region runs from base 386 to 1543 and encodes 385 amino acids. Gene Ontology annotation, molecular function: cyclin-dependent protein serine/threonine kinase regulator activity.
AUUGCGUUUUUUGAUAAAUGGCGCACUAAUUUGGCAUAAACCAACAAAAACAACAGCUUUGCUGUGAAAUAUGUGCGUCCCCAUCAUCACGCAACACAAUAAACAGCCAAUGAGAAUGGAACAAGCAGUCGCAAUGAGCACGUGAGGAAUCAGCCAAUCAGAAUCGAGUAUUUUGGGCGGACUAUUUGAACGCAGAAGAUUUCAAGAACGUGAUUGGUCCGCUUUAACGUCAAUACAGCUGUCAAAUGUUUUCAAAAAAAUUCAUCUGCCAUGUAAAAUACACAAAUCGUAAUAUCAUAUAUGGAUAGAUAAAUUAGAUAAAUUCUUAAAUAUAUCGUUAGGGGGUGAGAAAUUAUAAUUAUUAUCCCGAAGACGAGAAAAUCUAAUGUACGCUUCGUACGUGCGAAUGGUGACGUCACGCAGAGGGCGUGGAAACGGGCUACAUCAACAAAAGGGAAAAAGACUCGAAAAACAGAAAACAGACAGAAGACCUGCUUCAAGAAAAUGUCCGUCUAACAUUUCAGGUUACUUUGAGCUAACCGAAAGAGACCCGAGUGUCGACAUGGAGGCCUUCAGGCUGAUGAAGGAGCUGAAGCUGAACCUGGAGCAGGAGAGCCAGUAUCUGCCCAAGGAGUCGGGACUGAAGCUGAUCGAGGCCAACCCUGAGGGGAAGGGAAUUUCUGCAAAAUGUCGUGACGACAAAGUGGAGGAUCUCUGGAGCCUGACCAGUUUCUUUGGCUACAGCACACAGACUUUUGUCCUGGCUGUUAAUCUGCUGGACAGAUUUCUAGCUAUGAUGAAGGUUCAGCCCAAACAUCUGGCCUGCAUCAGCAUUGGCUGCCUUCACAUUGCUGCCAAAGUGGUGGAGGAUAAGUGCGAUGUGUCGUCAACGCACGAGCUGAUCCGCAUCAGCCAGUGCAAGUUCACCGUGUCUGACCUCGGGCGCAUGGAGAAAAUCAUCUCGGAGAAACUCAACUUCCAGUUCCAAGCCGUCACUGCCUUAACUUUCCUGCACCUGUACCAUGCGAUUGUACUGUCGCAUACCUCAAGCAGGAAAGAAAUCCUCAGUCUUGACAAGCUGGAAGCCCAGCUUAAAGCCUGCCUUUGCCGCAUUGUAUUCUCCAAAGCAAAACCAUCGGUGCUAGCUUUGUCACUCAUACAACAAGAGAUCGAGGCCUUGCAGUCAGCUGACCUGUUUGAGAUCGCCCAGUCCAUUCAGAGACACUUGAGGAUCUCAGAGACGGAGCUACAGCUCUGGAGAGGUCUGGUGGCCCAGUGCCUGGUGCAGUACUCCUCGCCUACAUGCUCCAAACCCAAUCACAGGAAGCUGGUGUGGAUUGUGUCCCGGCGUACGGCCCAGAACCUGCACAGCAGCUACUGCGGCGCACCAGAGCUGCCCACGAUCCCCGAAGACGGCUGGACUGAGAGUGAGGACUGGAGUGAAGAGCUGAGCUCUGGGGAGGAGUCUCUCAGCAGUUCGUUGGGUAGCGAUGCAGAGGGGCCUUAUUUCCCUGCCCACUUUCAAAAAAAGUCGGCUGCCUAAAGGCGCUCAGCUGAUCAGAGGCCAUUCUACAGAAAGUAACCUCAAAACAUGGCAGCAGCAGCUUCAUCUGCCUUACGAUACAAAACUCCAGCUUCCGAAGUGAUGUCAGCAACCACCCGGACCUCUCCAUGUUAAAGAGCCACAGUGCCUGGGUUCCACACUAGACGUUACUUGAGAACAUAGUAUGGCCGUUUGUCUUUUUUUUUUUUUUUUAAAUGUACUCUAAAUCUCCUGAUUAUUCUAUUUCACCUACUGUAGCUAUUACUGAUCCUUAUUUCUUCCUUUUUGUAACGGUUUUAAGCUAAGAAAAAAAAAUUGCACAACACAGGCAGCUAAAGUUUACAACCUGAGACCUUUAAAGGAAAAAAAAAAAAAAAACAUUAUCUACAGUGUUUUAAUAACUCUCGGUGCAUGUUCAGGUUUGCCACAUUCCAGGAGAUGACAGAAUCUGUCAAGAUCUGUGAGACUGUUCAACAACUAAGGACUGUUGAAUUCUGGGACGUUUAUCCCAGUUCUGUGCACAGUUUUAUAUAACGAUUGUCAUGGCUAAGUGUCAGGUUCCAUCGCUCUACAGACUGUGUUCAGCUUGAGACAGUCGGGUUGUGUUUUGUCGUGUGUAUGCUUUGGUUUGUAUAUGAGUGUGGUGAUGUGACCCUUAGACUUGCCAGAUUAGCUUAGGUUUAAAUUAGCCAAAGUAUGUGUUUGUGUGGAGAAAAACACAGUAACCUUGAACGUGUGUGUGUGUGUGAGAGAGAGAGAAAAAGAAAAUGUUGGGGGAAAAAAAUUCCACAAAAUGUAAAAAUGUCAAUACAAAAAAAAAAUGUAAAUUUGUAUAAUGUAUAAAAAAAAUGUAUAGGAAGUUGUAGAUACUAACUUAUUUAUUAUUGUUAUUUUUGUCAUGUUAUAUAAAACUAAAUAUUUUUAAAUUCAAA